Baudoinia panamericana UAMH 10762 is the source of this 648-nucleotide messenger RNA. RefSeq lists its product as uncharacterized. NCBI's taxonomy places the organism in Eukaryota, Fungi, Ascomycota, Dothideomycetes, Mycosphaerellales, Teratosphaeriaceae. The annotation marks the transcript as partial. The record is from RefSeq and is a predicted model, not a curated record. The transcript is spliced from 2 exons.
CAGAACGACUUCUGCCCGCCUGAUGGCUCGCUUGCAGUCGCGGACGGCCGUGACAUCGCGCCAGCAAUCAACGAGCUUCUCGAGUUGCCGUUCGCACUGAAACUGGCCACCCGUGACUUUCAUCCGCGGGACCACGUAAGCUUCGCGAGCAAUCAUACAGGCAAGAAGCCGUUUACGGACUCGCAUACUUUCACGAACCCAGAGAAUCCGGAGGAGAAAGAGACCACCCUGCUUUGGCCGGAUCAUUGCGUCCAAGGGACACCUGGUUGCGAGCUGAUAUCCGAGCUGGACACCUCGAAGCUUGACUUCGUGCAGGAUAAAGGCCAGGACAAGCGCGUGGAGUCGUACUCGGCCUUUGGGCCGCCUUUCCAGAACCCAGAGAUUUCCAUGUCAGGCUUGUAUCAGCGGCUGAUCCAGGCUGGCAUCACGGAUGUCUUCUGCUGUGGCCUGGCUUUCGACUACUGCGUAAAGCACACAGCUGUCGAUGCUGCGAAGAAAGGCUUCAAAACGUAUGUAAUUGAAGAUGCCACGAAGGGCAUAGAGCGGACGAGUGAUGGCCACGCCGCAACACUCGAAGCGUACCGGGAGGUUGGUGUCCGGGUGAUAUCUACAACGGCCGAAGAGCUCCAGAACUUUGGGAUCGCAUAG